AUGCCUAUACAAGAAGACGAUUGGUCCGACUCUGACGAUGAACAACUGCUCGGCGAGGUAGAGACAUCUGUAUUACUCGGUGUCCCAGACGGCCCCAUCGAUACUCCUUCAGAUAUCGAUGAUGCGGCCGUCUCUCGUAUUGGAGGGCAUCCUGCCUUUCUUCCUUCACGUGAACCACCCUUUUCCUCGUCCCAUUGCAAUUUGUGCUCCAAUCCAAUGGAACUCCUUGUCCAAAUGUGGUGUCCUUUCGAAGACAGCCCCAUGGAUCGUGCCCUCUAUAUCUGGGGGUGUCCAAGAACCGGCUGCCAAGGCAAAGACGGAAGCAUCCGUGCUUGGAGAGGUCUGCGCUUUAAUGCUAAAUAUGCUGCAAAACUCGAACAGAAACUGGCGCGGAAACGCGAACGGGAAAAGGCAAAAGCCGACGCCUUGGCUGCUGAAACAGCGCGAAAGCAGGCUGUUGUUAAAUCAAACCCGUUCUCCAUGUCCAACGUGGCACCAUCAAAUCACAGUGUAUUUGGAUUCGGCGCUCAGGUGUUCGGCAACGUCGAUGUGCCAACCCCCGAAUCUGAGUUAAAGUCAACGAAGGCUGACGUGCCGCCGGAUGAAGAUGAGGGCACAAGUGACACUGAAAGUGAUUCUGGAUCAGAGAAAUCUCUCUUGACGGCGAUGGCCUCGACAUCGAUGGAUGAGUCUCCAUGGAAAUCGGCGCCGUCUUAUCGUCCUCUCUACCUCUCUACGGCGUCCGAAUAUCUUCCACCAUUACCCAAGCCAAAGAUUCCCGCAGGCGCACAGAUUGUCGACCCAGAUGAAGAGGGUAAAGGCGGAAAGGACACUUCUUGGACAUCGGAGGCAUAUGAGAACUCACUCAAUGUGGACAACGUUUUCGAGCGGUUCACCGAACGAGUUGGAUAUGAAGGAGAGCAAUGCGUUCGGUAUGAGUUAAGAGGCACUCCAUUGCCCUUCUCAUCUGACAAAGUGUUCGAGACUCUAUUUCCAACACCACCAGCACCAUCCUUACCCGUAACGAGAGCGGUUUACACGGUUGUCCCUCCGCUCAAACGCGUGUAUAACAGCUCUACAGUCCCAGUAUGCCCCGUGUGCAAAUCCAAGCGUGUUUUUGAGUGUCAGCUGACGCCUAACCUCAUCAACGUGCUGCGCUCGCCUGAGGAGGAGAAGCCAAAGAAAGUGUCGGAUGAAGAGAGGCGGAAAGCCGUGGAAAGGGCGUUGAAGGGCGAAGGAAAGGAUGAGAAGCGGGGCAUGGAGUGGGGGACAUGUUUUAUUUUCUCAUGUGAGAAGGAUUGUUGUUGUAACGAUGAUGGAUGGGAAGACAAGGAGUGCUGGAGGGAAGAAAAAGUUUUGGUGCAGUGGGAUGUGUAG
Molecule: messenger RNA, 1377 nt
Organism: Laccaria bicolor S238N-H82
Lineage: Eukaryota; Fungi; Basidiomycota; Agaricomycetes; Agaricales; Hydnangiaceae
Exons: 5
Coding region: 1-1377 (458 amino acids)
Biological process (GO): maturation of SSU-rRNA
Cellular component (GO): cytoplasm
Source: RefSeq, a predicted model, not a curated record